This is a messenger RNA of Aspergillus wentii DTO 134E9, 2075 nucleotides long. RefSeq lists its product as uncharacterized. Gene Ontology annotation, molecular function: zinc ion binding; DNA-binding transcription activator activity, RNA polymerase II-specific. The transcript is spliced from 2 exons. Gene Ontology annotation, biological process: regulation of transcription by RNA polymerase II. Lineage: Eukaryota; Fungi; Ascomycota; Eurotiomycetes; Eurotiales; Aspergillaceae. The record is from RefSeq and is a predicted model, not a curated record. The coding region runs from base 267 to 2075 and encodes 602 amino acids.
CUUGCACUGCCCGGGGAUUUUUCGAUAUCGACGUCAACGUCCAAUAUGAGCGUGUCAGAAAUCGACGAUCUUCAUUUGCCUGGGGCACAGCUGCUAAGCCUUGCAGAGAUCUGUGACUGACCAAUUUCCAAAAAUGUAAGCUUUUCAAAGGGCUGGAAGAAGAUAUAAGAGGAUCAGAUCGUCUCGAUCAUCUAAUUUCUUACUUAUACGCGCUACGACUACUAUCUCUUAUUACUAUCAACCCCACUCUAUCUUUUGCAGACACCAUGGAAAAUCCAUCAUAUCCUCACCAGCCUGCUGGCUUUGACCGUCUCUAUCACAUUUACCACACCAUAUUCCACUAUGAUUACCACGUCAUGGACAGCGAUAAAAGACAGCUCUUCCACGUGGACAACUCCUCGUUAACACCAAAGAAGCCUGAUCUCACAUUCCAUGCUGGCACAACCACUCAAGCACCGGUCGUGUCAGUUGGUAAAUUUCUCCAUUUCUCAAGGCACUUCAAAAUCGGCCUAGGAAACCCUCAGCAUCCCAACACUGUCGUAUGGGAAGAUUUGGUCUGCCAGGGUUUCGCGCAUGUCAAACACACCAUACAAGUAACGACCAGGAGCAACAAAGGCGCCACUAGACGGUCUUUUGUUUGGAAGAAAACUAGUUCAGUAGGAGUUGCGGGCUCAACUCCGUCCCUGCUGGGCAAUCGCAACUACAAAUUGGUGGAUGAGUCGGGGAAGAUCGCUGCAAUCUUCACCCAAAGCUCGUAUAGCUACAAGAAGGCUGGAAAACUCGAAGUUUGUGCCGACUACGGCCAGGGAUUCGAUCUGAUGGUCCUCACGACUGCUCUUUGUUUAUUCGAAAGCCAGAGACGGCGCAGCAACAGCAGCAGUGGGGGCGGUGGUGGAGGUUUGAAUUCUGAUACCAUACAGUGUGAUGAAGCUCGGCCAAUAUGUUCCAAUUGCUCUAAACGCCAGUCGGAAUGUGAAUAUGAAUCUACCAGCUCCAUAAGAUGGACAAACGAGAGUCCGCGACCUCGUCAUCAGUCCUCAAACCAACCCAGCCCUGAAGGGUCCCAACAAGCAGAACCAACACUAGCGACAGACAGCUCCUUUGACAUCCUGGGAAAACUCAGCGUAGGUGAGGGCACUGCUGCUUCUCCCGUCAGUCUGAAUUUCAGCAAUCUGGAGUUGAUGAUGCAAUGGUGCAACUCGACGUACCAUUCUCUGUCCCGAAAUGGGCGGACAGAUCCCGUCUGGCGCUCUCUGGUUCCCGAGGAGGCAUUAUCACAGCCCCUCCUCAUGCAUGGGAUAAUGUCACUAUCCGCACUGCAUCUGGCUCGAACAAAGGAUAACCAUCGUCGGCCGGAAUACAUCAGCACAGCCGUUGCACACCAGAAUCAAGCACUCGCCCUCUUUCGCGAGUUUCUGGGUGAUGUCAAUUCUUCAAACGCGAAGGCCAUGUUUGCUUUCGCUGGUAUCGUGGUCGUCUACUCAUUUGGAUUUCCUCAAACCCCAGGCUGGAAAGACCCAUGGACCUGUGUUGAUGAUCUGCUCCAGGUACUCGUCUUGUGUCGUGGUGUACAGCAAGUACUUAGUGCAUCUUCAACCUCCGUACGAGACAGCAGUUUCGGCCCACUUCUACGAUUAGAUGACUACGAGUCGUAUUUACCAGAAAACAUCAGGUCAGCCUUGGAACGAUUACAAGAAGCGAACGAAGCCUACGGUGCCCAUGAUGCUACCCACGAAACAGACCUUUACCAUGACACCAUUGAAAAACUUGAACAGAUGAUGAGUGCGAUGCAUGGGGGCAUGAACUCGAUGACUGUUGUCUGCCGGUGGGCAAUUAGAGUGGAAUCUGCAUACGUGGAUUUGUUGAGAGAACACAGGCCCUUGGCGCUGGUUAUUCUGGUACACUAUUGCCUGGCUUUGCAUUUUCUGCGGCAUAAUUGGUGUCUUGACGAGUGGGGUGUCAGGGUCUCCAAAGCCAUUUGGUUCAUGCUGGACGACCAGUGGAGGCCAUUGGCUCAAUGGGCCAUGAUGGAGAUUCAUGGGCGGGAUUUUACAUUUGAUGUGGAGAUGAGCUGA